Messenger RNA from Penicillium subrubescens, 792 nucleotides. RefSeq lists its product as uncharacterized. The transcript has a single exon. The coding region runs from base 1 to 792 and encodes 263 amino acids. The record is from RefSeq and is a predicted model, not a curated record. Gene Ontology annotation, molecular function: DNA-binding transcription factor activity, RNA polymerase II-specific. NCBI's taxonomy places the organism in Eukaryota, Fungi, Ascomycota, Eurotiomycetes, Eurotiales, Aspergillaceae. Gene Ontology annotation, biological process: regulation of transcription by RNA polymerase II.
AUGUACACCAUCCUCGCAGUCGGCAUGCUUCAUCUCAACCGCGCCUCGCCCAGCAAAGAGCGAUCCAUCGCGGAAUCUUACUUCUGGCAACACGCCCUCCAACAUUACCAGAAAGCCCUAUCAUCAAAACUCAGCAAGGAUAAUGUUGACGCAAUUCUAUCCAGCUGUAUGCUCAUGAGCGUCAUGACUGUCUGCCCCGAGAACUUUCAACCCACAGAUUCCUGGGUCCUCACAAACAAACCGGAGGCCAUGAACUGGCUAUGCCUACAAAGUGGACUCCGUUGUAUUUUGACUCUUGCAUCGCCGUAUAUACCAUCCAGUAUCUGGGCCACUGCAUUUGCAGGAAUCGACAAAGAAGGAGAUGAGAUUUUUGAUAGCCCCCAGCAAGGCCGGGAAGGUCUUGAUCCAGAUUUGGCAGAUCUUUGUGGGAUCGAUGACUUUACGACGGAGAAUAUCAAUAUCUACUACAGUCCGCUUCGGAUUCUCACCCCUCUCUUAACAUUGGAACGAGAUGCCUCAAACUCCGGACAUUGUACUUCCUUCAUGGGCCGGUUAGAGUGUGACUUUGUUAACCUCUUGAGGGAAAGAGAUCCACCCGCCCUUAUCAUCUUGGCGCACUGGAUGGGUCUCAUGUGCUGCUUAUCACAGUGGCAGCCGUGGAUAGAAGGAAGGAUUAGAGGGGAGUGUACUGCGAUUUGCAUGUUUCUGGAACAUAGUACCGAUCCCCGGAUUUUACGACUUUUACAAUUCCCGGCGGAGGCAUGUGGAUAUAAGCUCCAUACCGAUUCAUGA